Messenger RNA from Porites lobata, 3141 nucleotides. Lineage: Eukaryota; Metazoa; Cnidaria; Anthozoa; Scleractinia; Poritidae. The record is from the annotation of a GenBank genome assembly.
AUGGAGGAAGAAAUUAUGUUUGAUGAUUUUUUGAGAGGUGACAAGGCUUCCAGAAGACCAUUUCUGGAGAUUUCAAGUUUUGCCAUAACUUUUGUAUGAUUUUGGGUCAAAAUUUGUACAUUCUAUGUUUUGUAUAUGAUCAAAAUGGAGGAUGACGAGGUGCUUGGUGAUGAUUUAGAGUGGUCCGGCACAAGGGCACCAAUUCCAUUUGACUACCAUACUGCCCUUAUUGAAUUUUUGGACCUCGAGGUUGGGUGUUUAUUCAUGGCUGGGCGCUUAUUAACUUUUUCUGCCUUUAGGAUGGGCACUUAUUUGAGGUGGGCACUAAUAUUUCGAGGUUGGGUGCUUAUUGGAAUAAAUAGGGUAAAUUUUAAUUUUAGCUGGUCACCUCAGUUCCUGGAAAUUUUCCAAAAUGGUUAGUCUUUGAAAAGGAUGUUUUUUGCAGUCAGUGAUGGGUGGCUCCAAAGAAAAAAUCCAAGUUCUCCCAAUGGGAGUCAAACCAAUGACCUACUGGUCACUAGUCCACAUGCCCUACCACUGAGCUACAGGAGACUCGUGGGAGCUAAGGCCAUUAAUCUAGGUUCCUGUGACAAACAUCCAUCAUACUGCUAAUGUAGGAUGUAGAAGUCUGGGGCUGAGACCCAAAAGCAUGAUGGCAUAUGGAAAAUCCCGGUGUUAAGUAAAUACUUACUGUACAGAUGCUAUGCAAUCGGCAAAUAAAGUUAAAGGAAAGUGAUGAGAGCAUAACACUUGGAGUAGAAUGUCAAAAUGUGCUUAUGUUCUAUGAUAAAAAUGAUAUGGUGAAUUUUGAGCCUGGUGAAUACACGAGAAGAUGUUUUUUCAGUUGGUUACACACUACAGGCGGCUUGAAUGUGAAACAUUCCUAUCAUUGUUUCUAGUCUGAUGUUUGGUGAUUUUUUAGAGUGGUGACAAGGUCAUCAAGACCAUUUUGAAAUAUUUCAAUUUGGCUAGUUGCCAUUUCAAUUUUUUCCAAAGGGUCAAAAUUUAAGAUUUGUUUCUAUUUUGGUUUAUGGUGGAAAAUAAAUAUUUAAAAAAAGUGGUGUGUUUACCACGAUUUGGAUUUUAACUGGCAGCCAUCUUCAGGUUUUCCUAAGGAGUUGGCCUAUAAUUUUGGGACAAAAUUGUAGCCUUAAUGGACUAGGAUGAUGUUUGAGAGUAGGCGAGAGGGCUAUCAAGACCAAUUUCAAAGAUCUUGAAAUUCUUUUAGCUAGUUGCUGUGUUAGAUUUUUCUAAAGCUGUUAGUUAUGAUUUUGGAUAAAAUAAAAAGAUUUCUUUUAUUUUUGUGCAAGGUAAGAUAAAGGGCCAGUUAUUUAACGGGGUUUAGCCACUGUUUAACAAAACCUUGCUCUAAGCCAUUUUCAGUUUACCCAACGCUUUUAUCUAAAAGUCCGUUAUUGUGAUCAGUUUCACGAAAGCAACAGGGAAGACUGGAGAACCAUUAAUCUUCUUAAAAUAACCCACUUAGAGAGAGAUCUGGAGGUCUAAUAAUUUCUUAAACCGUGGCCUAAGUUAGACUUCGUUUAAAUAACCGACCCAUAAUUUUUUGUUUGAAAGCAGUCAAAGCAAAAAAGGCGGUCUAAAGUUUGACACAAGCAAAAAUCUAUAUCUUGGUCAAUGGUCUCGCUACCCUUUACCGUGCACAAUAAUAAUAAUAAUAAUAAUAAUAAUAAUAAUAAUAAUAAUAAUAAUAAUAAUAAUAAUAAUAAUGUUAAUGAUUCUGAUAAUGAUAAUGACAGUGACAAUGAUGUUGACAAUGACAAUAAUAAUAAAAAAGAAAGUUAAAAUCUUUAUUACAAAACCUCAAUUAAAAUCCUAUUUACAAUCAACCUGCUGUUACAAAAAAUCUAAUUAAUUCAUCAAAACACUAUCUACAAUUCCAUCCGUUACAAAAGAAACCCCUCGGCCUUAAUAAUAAUAAUAAUAAUAAUAAUAAUAAUAAUAAUAAUGAUAAUAAUAAUAAUAAUAAUAAUAAUAAUAAUAAUAAAUUAGAAUUUUGAGUCAGAAAGCAGAGGAUACAACCGCCCUUUUGGAAAAAAGCAAGGUCUCUUUUCUUCCUACAUAUUUACCACACACAAACAGGAGCCCAUAACCCGGAGCGUUCAACUGCCAUAAAUUCGUGCAACGGCGUUUUUACAAGUGAGUUUAUUUUUAGAUAAGCUUUUCCCGCGAAAAAUAACUGUUCCACGAGGUCAAUUCCUCCAUUUGAUCGUCGUUUAGACUGUUAGUAGCUCGUUUGGAGCUUUUUACAGUCGCCUUUUUCGAAGAUGAUUUCGGUUUAAUUCCCUUUGCGUGAAUUAGAUUGAAUUAUGCCUUGUCGCCGAUGAAGUAGACGUCCUGGCUAGGUUUUGCAAAUCUUGCUCUGGACUGCUAGUUUCUGUGCUGUAAAUACUGAAAUUGUCGUUUGAAGUACUGUCUGUGUCAGAAGACUUCUCUGAAGGUUCCUCACGUGUGUCCGCCAUGUUUUUUUCAAUGUGAAGGAGUUGUCCUAGUUACUUAUUAAAAGUUUAUCAUUGAUGACGCAAUAGCCAGUGAUUGCCUUUUCGAAAGCAAUUCGCGGGAAAGCCUUGUCUAAAAAUAGACCUACUUGUGAAAACGCCGUUGCAUAGGCGCAGGAUGGAAGUUAGACGCUCCACGUAAUGGACUCCUGACACAAAAUAUCGAGGACAUUCAAAUGUUAAAAUAAAUUUCAAAUUUUGACCCAAAAUCAUAGGCCCUUUGACACCCAAAAUCGAAAUCUUGGUAAAUGGUCUAGAUACCGUCUUCCAAACGUGAUAGUUAUGGACAGAGUUCGUUUUUACCCGACCUCAAAAUCUCGUAAGCUUUUGUAAUGAGAUUGGAGGCUCGUUUUGUGUAUUCCCUCCGCGUCGGAGUCUUCAAAGUUGAAUGUGCACCGAAAAUAACAAGGGCCUCCCCUUCUCAGAUUUUGUCAUUCGCCAGCCCUUAAAUAACUUAAGGCGUCUUACGCUUAUCAUACAAUUAGUGGCGAAAGCUUAAUGCUACUGUUCAUUUCCUUUAGUCUACAAAAGAAAUGCUCCUGCCCUUAACGUGAAACUGAAAGGAAACACGUCCCAGGAGAAGGACAAGAAGGUACCAUUUAGUGUUAUUUUAUUUACUUAUUGA